AUGUCGCCGAACGGUCUCUCUGAUGGCUUAGAUAGCUACUACCUAAUAGACUCAGGCGCUCAAUAUAGUGUCCCAAAUCCAUCUCCACUAGAUAACUUGCUCAAGCUAUAUGGAUUGGAGCCGAUUGCACAGUCUCUUGCCCGGACGAAGAGUGAUGGUUCCAAAGGCGUCAAGCUCAGAAAGUCAUACAAAAAUCAUAUCCUGGAUUUGCCAGGAAAGCACCAGAUCCCAGGGGAGAAACCCGUUAAUGGCGCCCUUCUAGAUCCAGAACUUGCUCAGCAACCAGACGUAAUAAAGCAAAUCGGAAGCGAUCUUCUAAACCACGCUCUUAAGUUUGACAAGUCACCAAUCAACGGCAUCCCUGGGUUCAAUUCGGCAGAUUUGGCCAUUAAUGAUCAACAUACUUUGAUGAGAGGCGACGACAUGAGCGAGACUGACGAGUACAAGAAAAAACGGAAAAAGAAGCAGCAAACGAGUGGUGGUGAUGUCAAGAGACAACACUUCUGA
Sungouiella intermedia is the source of this 507-nucleotide messenger RNA. The record is from the annotation of a GenBank genome assembly. NCBI's taxonomy places the organism in Eukaryota, Fungi, Ascomycota, Pichiomycetes, Serinales, Metschnikowiaceae.